Messenger RNA from Paraglomus occultum, 1950 nucleotides. Lineage: Eukaryota; Fungi; Glomeromycota; Glomeromycetes; Paraglomerales; Paraglomeraceae. The record is from the annotation of a GenBank genome assembly.
AUGUCGGAAGAUUCAAAACUUGAAAGUUCAACCCAAUCAGUAUCUGUAACUCAGGAAUCUACUACUGUUGCCCAAACCACAUCAACAAACGAUGAUGGUGUCGGGAUUACUGCUCAACAGACAAAGGUGAUCACUGACAAGACAACCACCGUUGAAACCACCUCUCCAAGUGGACAAUCAUGGGUCACCGAAACAAGGGAAAAGGUCGUUUCGUUUGUCAGUAAGAUUUUCCCCGCAUCAUUAAAGGUCGAUAGUAGUGUGAUUAGAGAAUUUGACAAGUUGGAUGACAAGGCCAAGCAAGCAUUAAAUGAUCAAGCGAGGUAUCCCGAGCUGCAAUGGGACGCCAGUGUCAGAUGUUCGCUUGACAUCUGUGAUGAAGAGAAACAAUUUAUUCGCGCGAGAAAAGAAUUCAUUCGCGACAAAUUUGCUAAAUAUAUUGGAGUAGACGUCGAUGAUGUUCACGUCGAUGAUAUACCAAUUAUUGGGUUUGGCGGAAGCGGUGGUGGAUUCCGAGCCAUGAUUGCUACAACAGGCUAUGUUUACGGUCUGCAAAAGAGUGGAUUGUAUGAUUGUGGUACAUACUAUGGAGGUGUCAGUGGAAGUUGUUGGAAUCUAGCCGCACAGUACACUUCCAUCAUUUCGGAACAAGACAAUCCACUUGAAGCACUGAUCGAUCAUUUUAAGAAACGACUCGACCAUCACAUUGCCAAUCCACAUGCGGUUAUUAAAUCUCUUACGGCUACCACAUCGCCUGAACAAGCCGUUGAAUUGGUCUUUGGUGGUCUGGCUCAGAAGAAACAGACGGGACUGAACACGGGUAUCAUUGAUAUCUACGGCGCGUUAUUGGCUACCAGACUUUUGCUUGGCAAUGAUCCAGUAAAUCAGACCAGAGAUUUCAAACUGAGUGAGCAGAAACGAUAUUUAAAAGGCGGAAAGCAUCCCAUGCCAAUAUAUACAGCUUUACAUCAUUCUCGGCCUUGGAAGGAUUUCCUCAAACCGGAAGACGCAGCUCAAGUGCCCAACUACAAAGAGGUGUUGAAAGAGCAUCAGAAAAUAAAGGAUCAUUAUCGAUGGUUUGAAUUUACUCCAUUCGAGAUUGGUUGUGAUGAGAUUCCCGCCUUUAUCCCGUCUUGGGCAUUUGGAAGGCGCUUUGAGUUUAGAAAGAGCAUCGAUCGCGUGCCCGAGCAGAACUUUGGAUUAGAGAUUGGUGUAUUCGGAGCUGCUCCGUGCGCUCCAAUAAUAAUCGAUAUUCGACAGAUUGAACACGUUAUACCAGAAGGUUGGCUGAAAAAUACUUUGCAAAAAUCUUAUGAUGGAGUGAUGGAAGAUAUUGGCGAACAACGGCAAUGGAAAUUCGAGGGUCAUCACGUAAUCCCAGAGGCCAACAAUCACAACUUUUUUUACCAUCUUGACCCACCGCCGUACAAGCUUGGCACAACAAAUUCACCCAUUCUCCAUUUCAUCGAUGCUGGCGCUUCUAAUGAUCUUCCGCUUUACCCAUUGACUCAUCCCGGGCGCAAAGUAGAUAUUAUAAUGGGAUUCGAUUCGUCUAGUCAAAUCAUUGAAAGUAGCUUCUUUGAAGAAGAACAGAAAAUCUUUACUUCUCGGCGUGGAAUCAACAGUACCAAGCGCCAAGAUCUUUGUAGCAAGUAUCUGGAAGUCUAUGAUUAUGAGCCAAAUGGAAACGCCCAAGAUGGAUAUACUCCACCAAUGACGCAUCCGGCUACUUUUCUGUAUUUACCUUUCCUACCAAACGAUAAAGUAGACCCGACAUUUGUUCCCAGCACCGCUAAAUUCUGUGCCUUUAACAAUUUCACUUAUACUUCAGAGCAGAUUGAUUUGAUAGUAAAAUUGGCACUGCAGAAUUGGAGCGAAGUUGAAAGUACAGUAAAGAAUGUUAUCAAAGGAGUGUGGGAAAAGAAGAGAGCCGCUAGACUUGGACAAACAUAA